AUGAUCACCAAAAUACUAAGAAAACCGAUUUCUCAGUUAAAUCCGAUAGCGAUUAUCCGCCAAAUAUCUAGUCAUAGCAAAAUUGUAGUGACAGACGAUGGAACCACGAUUGUAGCAUGGCACCCUAAAGACGAUUUUCCAUACGAAUGCACCAGGCCCCUGCCCGAAAGAACCGUCGAGAAAUCUACAUCAGUUUUAAAAACGAACCUUACUCCAGAGGUGAUGUCCAUUUUCAACAAGAAAACCCCAGAGCAGGCCCGGCAAGAGCUUAUGAAUAUCACACAUACUACGAAGCAUAGGUGGUUUCCCAGGGCUAGAGACAAGAAGGCAAAGAAGACUCCUAUGGAUAGAGAAUAUUUGUAG
Molecule: messenger RNA, 363 nt
Organism: Acanthoscelides obtectus
Lineage: Eukaryota; Metazoa; Arthropoda; Insecta; Coleoptera; Chrysomelidae
Source: the annotation of a GenBank genome assembly